UAAACUUUUGACUGACCAAAGAAAACAUUUUUUUUCUUCCUUAUUCAUCAUUUACACACAUUUUGCCGUUCAUGUUUACGAUUCUGUUGUUUGCACUUUCUGGGUUACUCUUCUAUGGGAAGUGUAGUUGGUUCUGCAAGUACAACAGCAACCGUUGACGAGCCCCAUAAGCCACGAUUUAGGCUUACAGAGGAAGACCUAGCAGUAUUGGAGACUUCUUUCAAAUCCAGUGCAUAUCCAGAAAAGACUGUCAAAAUUGAGCUUGCAGGGCGUGUUGGAUGCACAGAGAAGCAGAUUGCGAAUUGGUUUGAUCGCCGACGCAUUGCUGAAAGGAAGGGAAAACCGCUCUACAAGAGCCUCUCAGUGGAGCAAAGUAGUCAUAAUCAUACACCAAGUCCGCCUCCCUCGACGUCAAGUGAUGAUGAAGAUCCAGCGGAUGGCGUCUUAGGAACUGCAGCUGCACAUACAGUCAAGGAUAAUGUUGUUAUACCCAGCAAUACAGGGCCUCAGCCGCUCUCCCACACAACUGUAGCGCUCAAACUUGCCCGUCUCACACAGGGGAAUAUGAUCCGUAAGCCGGAGAAUGUUCUAGGCAUUGUUGAACUGAUGAAAGUCGCGUCAGAUUAUAAAGGUCGUUUAUACAUUUUGAAUGCGCUCUUAUCCUCUAGAAGAGUCACGCCUGUUGUCAACGAGUAAGUUUCUUAUGUUUAACAUUAUUAUUUGCUUAGCAUUUCAAGGAAUCUGUAAACGGUGUGUCAGAAAAGUUGCUUGAUACAUCAAUAUAAAAUAU
Molecule: messenger RNA, 790 nt
Organism: Lobosporangium transversale
Lineage: Eukaryota; Fungi; Mortierellomycota; Mortierellomycetes; Mortierellales; Mortierellaceae
Exons: 5
Coding region: 115-696 (193 amino acids)
Biological process (GO): regulation of transcription by RNA polymerase II
Cellular component (GO): RSC-type complex; nucleus
Molecular function (GO): DNA binding
Source: RefSeq, a predicted model, not a curated record